This is a messenger RNA of Exophiala dermatitidis NIH/UT8656, 1980 nucleotides long. RefSeq lists its product as uncharacterized. The transcript is spliced from 2 exons. Bases 1 to 1980 code for a protein of 659 amino acids. Gene Ontology annotation, biological process: ribosomal large subunit biogenesis. NCBI's taxonomy places the organism in Eukaryota, Fungi, Ascomycota, Eurotiomycetes, Chaetothyriales, Herpotrichiellaceae. Gene Ontology annotation, molecular function: RNA binding; GTP binding; GTPase activity. The record is from RefSeq and is a predicted model, not a curated record. Gene Ontology annotation, cellular component: nucleolus.
AUGAAGACCACUUGGAAGGAUAUCGCGCCGGUUCCGACCUCUCAGGAAUUCAUCGACAUUGUCCUGAGCCGGACGCAGCGGCGACUGCCCACCCAGAUUCGCGCAGGGUUCAAAAUCAGCAGAAUAAGAAGCUUUUACACACGAAAGGUCAAAUUCACGGCCGAGACGUUCGCCGAAAAGCUGCAGGCUAUUCUUGAUGGAUUCCCGCGCCUACAAGACAUUCAUCCCUUCCACAAAGAUUUGCUCAACACCCUUUACGAUGCCGACCACUUCAAGAUUGCUCUGGGCACGCUGUCCACCGCCAAACGACUGAUCGAGACGGUGGCAAGAGAUUAUGUGCGGUUGCUCAAAUAUGCCCAAUCCUUGUUUCAAUGCAAGUCUCUCAAGCGGGCCGCGCUCGGUCGCAUGGCCACAAUCUGCAAGAGAUUAAAAGAUCCUUUGGUCUAUUUGGAGCAAGUCCGACAACAUUUGGGACGUCUUCCCAGCAUAGACCCCAACACCCGAACACUCCUGAUCUGUGGUUAUCCCAAUGUGGGCAAGUCGAGUUUCUUAAAGUCUAUCACUCGGGCCGAUGUGGAUGUCCAGCCGUACGCCUUCACGACCAAGUCCCUCUUUGUCGGCCAUUUCGACUACAAAUAUUUGAGAUUCCAAGCCAUUGACACUCCGGGUAUCCUGGAUCAUCCUCUGGAAGAGAUGAACACCAUUGAAAUGCAGUCCAUCACGGCCAUUGCUCAUUUGCGCUCUGCGAUAUUGUACUUUAUGGAUUUGUCUGAACAGUGCGGCUACUCCGUGUCAGCACAAAUGGCUUUGUUCAACUCGAUCAAGCCACUUUUCGCCAACAAGCUGGUCUUCAUCGUGGUCAACAAGACCGAUGUGACUAAGCCAGAAGAUCUUGACCUCGAGACGCAACAGCAAUUGAAGGAUCUGCUGACCCAGAACUCCAACACCGAGCUUCUUCAGUUGUCGUGUGUGACCAACGAAGGUGUUCAAGAAGUCAAGAAUGCCGUUUGUGAUCGGUUGAUCGCCGACCGCGUGGCGGCGAAAUUGAAGGCCGGUCAAGCAUCUCAGCCGGCGGGCGCAGAUGCUCCUUCGGGUCGUCUCGGUGACCUUCUCGCUCGAAUUCACGUGGCCAGACCUAUGGCGGGCUCGGUUAGUGAAACCUAUAUUCCAGAGGCCGUCAAGAAUGGUACCUACAAGAAAUACGACAAGUCGGAUCCAGAGCGGCGGAAACUGGAGCGGGACAUUGAGGAAGAAAAUGGCGGUGCCGGCGUCUACAAUGUCGAUCUGAAGAAGGUCUACGACCUGGCAGAUCCCGAUUGGACCCACGAUAAGAUCCCAGAGUUCUUCAAUGGCAAGAAUAUCGCCGAUUAUGUCGACCCUGAUAUCGAAGAGAAGCUGGCGGCACUUGAGGCUGAGGAGGAACGACUUACCGCCGAAGGGUUCUAUGACGACAGUGAGAGCAUGGAGGAUGAGGAAGACGCCGAGAUUCGCAUGAAGGCCAAUUUGAUCCGAAACAAGAGGACUCUGAUCAUGAACGAUGCACGGAUGAAAAAGAGUCUCAAGAACAAAGCACACAUUCCUCGAGCGAAGAAGGCUCGAACUUUGGGUCAGAUGGAGCAGCACUUCCAUUCCAUUGGGCUUGACGCCUCUGCCACCGCGGACCGAGCCCGAGCUCAGAUCCGCAAUGCCCGCCCUGCGUCGACGGCGGGUGAUGAGAUGGAAAUUGACACGCCUUCGGCGAGGGCGAGGUCCGUGUCCCGAGCACCCAAGACUAACCGGUUGACGGAUGGAUUGGGAACCAGUGCCACUGGAAUCGCCGAUCCAGCUAAACGGGAGAAGGCGGAACGGAUGUCGAAGCUCAGUCAGAGGAAGAUGAACCGCAUGGCCAGACAGGGUGAGGCCGAUAGACAUGAAACAGCCUCGUUGCCGGCACAUCUGAUCAAGGGCAAGAGAAAGAUGGGUUCUACGAGGUCACGUUAA